Molecule: messenger RNA, 696 nt
Organism: Trichomonas vaginalis G3
Lineage: Eukaryota; Parabasalia; Trichomonadida; Trichomonadidae
Product: protein of unknown function, DUF4106 family
Exons: 1
Coding region: 1-696 (231 amino acids)
Source: RefSeq, a predicted model, not a curated record
AUGGCUGCACAACAACAAGAACUAGAUGAGAAGAACCCAUUCUAUGAGUUAGUUGUUAUUUGUAGUACUUCUGGUCAAUUUGACCAAACCGUCAAUUCGUUCAAAGAUAUUAUAAAGAAGUCUAAGUUAGUAUGUAUAAAGGAUACUGAGUUGUUAGAUUGGAUAAAGAAGUACCAAAGAAGAGUUUUGAAGUACAAUGCUAUAAAUGAGUAUAUAAAUUCUAAGUUUAAAGACCCAAAUGAGGAAAUGCAGAGAAUAUUAGAGAAGAAACACUUCAGAAACAAACAGAAAGAGAUAGAAUACAUUUCGAAGAAAUUGCAAUCUUACGAUUGGAAGACAUACCCUCAUAGAUGUCUUCUUAUCUUAGAUGAUUUCGCCUCUCAUCCUUUGUUAAAGAAUAGAGAACAAGAUAUGUGUCGAAUUCUUAAGAAGCUCAGACACUUUAACAUCUCAGUUGUCAUUUGUGUACAGACAGCAAAGAGUUUAAGUAAGGAUGUAAAGAGAAUACUGACUGACAUUGUACUUUUCCCCGGAUUGUCCGAAGACGAUUUCAUGGAACUUAUGAAAGAGUCCAUGGCAGGUAAGUUUGACAGAUAUGAACUAUGGGAGAAGUAUAAAGUCAUACAAGACCCUCAUACUUCUUUCAGAAUUCAUAUCUACGCAAACAAAGUUCAAAUUGUAAAAAGUCAAGCGUAA